Messenger RNA from Fusarium subglutinans, 543 nucleotides. RefSeq lists its product as uncharacterized. The record is from RefSeq and is a predicted model, not a curated record. Lineage: Eukaryota; Fungi; Ascomycota; Sordariomycetes; Hypocreales; Nectriaceae. The transcript has a single exon. Bases 1 to 543 code for a protein of 180 amino acids.
AUGGCUGCUCUCAAAACUCGCCUUGGCUUCACAACCACGACCUCGUUCUCUCUCUUUUGCAUCUUCAGUGGUCUCCUAUUUCUCUUCUCAACUAUUCACCUUCCAUACAUCAACAUAGACGGUGUAUUCUGCGCAAAAGGAAACCUGUGGGCCGUCCCUGGAGAAUGUUAUGUUUUCCAGAAACCAGGCCUUAUGCGGUUCGGCAUGUUGUUACACCUGGUGACGAUCUUACCCGCGGGUGCUCUGGUGUGUUUUCAGUUCAUACCAGCUCUCCGAAGACCGAAGUAUAUCAAGUUCCACCGCGUGAAUGGAUACGUCGUUUUGGUACUCUCGGCCUUGGGAACAGCAGCGGCAUUAAUUAUUGAGAGUGAGGCUAUGGGUGGGAUAUUGUCGAAUAGGAUAGGGACAUGGACGCUUGCGACGCUUGUUACUACCGCAAUGGUGAAGGGCUAUGUCAGUAUCAAGAACAAAGAGAUCGAAAAGCAUCGUGCUUGGAUGCUGAGGGCCUGGUUUUGGGUGAGCACUCCGUCACCAAAGACCUAA